CGGGCUGUGGUGUCCAGGAUGAAUUGGGCUGGAGAUUUAAUUCAGCGGGUGAACAUCUUGCUGCGGGCAGACGGGGCUCUCGAGGAGGAGUGGUGGCAGCAGAGCAGGGACUGCAGGGCAGCGCCAUCGCCUGCUUCCUGCCCUACCUUUUCUCUCCGCGGCCACCUUUGUCCUCGCAGCUGUGACUGAGUCUGGCGGUUCCAUCUGAACCCCCGGUGCGCAGCCGGGGCUGGAAGGCGUCGGGGGGGAUUUGCAGAAGACGGAGCCCGGGAAGAGACGUUGGGGCCUUCCUGAAGGCCCCAGCGUGCCGGCCCGGUGCUAUGCGAUGCUCCCUGAAGCGCUCCCUCACGGCUGCUCUUGCAGCCUCCUUCCUCCUCCUCCUCCUCCUCCUCCAUGGGGACAGCCGGCAGGAAGAAGAUCCCCUGGAGGCGGAGCUUAAGGGCUUGGCCCCAGACAGGGUCCUGCAGAUGCUGCAGCCAGCAGGAGCCCAGCGCAUCCUCCGGGACAUGGAUGACUUCUCCGCACUCCACAAUGUCUCCUACCACCUCCUCGCUGGCUCCCUGUCACCCCAUAAAAAAUUCUUGGCAGUGGGUUUGGCGUCGGUGCGGCGGCCGCGUGGCUACUACCUCCCAGCCACACUCCAGUCCCUCUUCAAGCAGUCGACGGAGGAGGAGCUGCAGGAUAUGGUAGUGGUGGUGCAUUUGGCUGACACGGACCCCACGUGGAACAUGCGUGUGGCCGCCAACAUCGCCCACAAGUUUGCUCACCACAUCCUCUUGGGACGGCUCCUGCUUAUCCACGCUCCCCACGAGUUUUACCCCACCCUUGAGGGCCUUAAGAGAAAUUACAAUGACCCAGAGGAGCGGGUGAGGUUCAGGUCCAAGCAGAAUGUGGACUACGCCUUCCUCUUUGCCUUUGCCGCCAACCUGUCCUCCUACUACUUGAUGAUUGAGGAUGACGUGUGGUCCGCCAAGUCCUUCUUGACGGCCAUCCGCAAGGCACUGGCUUCUCAGGAAGGCUCCAACUGGGCCACCCUUGAGUUCUCCAAGCUGGGCUACAUCGGUAAGCUCUAUCGCUCCAGUGACCUUCCUCGCCUGGCUCGCUUCCUCCUCCUCUUCUACCAGGAGAUGCCCUGCGACUGGCUGCUGGUCCACUUCCGCCUCCUGCUCACCCAGAAGGACGUCAUCCGCUUCAAGCCCUCCCUCUUCCAGCACAUGGGCCUCUACUCCUCCUUCCAGGGCACCAUCAACCGGCUGGAGGACGAUGAGUUCCAGGCCGAUGCCUUGGACCUUCCGGACAAUCCACCAGCAGUCUUGUUCACCAGCAUGUCCGUCUUCGAGAACUACGAGCCCCUCAAGGCUUACAGCACAGCAGAGGGGUAUUUCUGGGGGAAAGACCCAGCAGCCGGCAGCGUCUUCUCCAUCAUCUUCCAGCAGCCGGCUCAUGUCACCCGUGUGCGGGUGCGCACGGGCUCCGAGGAGCGCCAGGGGGAUUUCCUGCAUGCAGGGGUGCUGGAGCUGGGCCGGCAGCGGCAGGCCGAUGGCCAGGACUGCUCUGCCUACACCACCGUGGGCACCUUCGAGAAGGGGACCUUGGAGCGGCGGGGGCUGGAGAUGGGCCUGCCCGGCCCCGUGGAGUGCGUGAGGAUCCGAGUCACCCGGGACCAGAGCGAGUGGCUCAUCAUCCGGAGCAUCGACAUCUGGACCACGGCAGGCAGCUGAGCCGGGAUGUGGCAGGUUGCCAAAGUGGCUGGAUUUUGUACUAAGAGUUCCUUUAUUUUUCUCACUUCCUUUUUUGAUAAGGAGUUAAAUUAUUGACUCCCGCUGGUGCUGACACCUGUCUCCGAAGGGAUGCGGGACCUGGAUGGGCCGGGAGCAGGGCCCACCAGCCCGUGCCUGCCUGGGGGAUGCUCCAGCGAGCAACGAGAACGCUGGGGGCGUAGGAGGAGCAGAGGCUUGGGAAUUUCAGGCCGAGCAACAGAAAACAUUUCCUCCCAGGGAGGAUGGUGUACAGGACAAAGCUAAUCGGCUAAUUAACAAUCCAAACGAUUAACCAGGCAGUGGCAUUUUUUGCAACCUCUCCCCAUCACCCCCUCCCCAUCUGAGAUUUCUAACCCACCGAUUCCAACGUGCAGACUUUCCCUCUCCUAUCCCAUUUUCAAGCUGUCCCUGGAGGGGCCAGGGGAAGAUACGGGGGUGCUGCUCACCAAACCCCUCACCCAUGAUCAGGGCCACAGGGAGCUGGGAGCAGGACCCCCACCACUGGUGAUCGCUGAUGUCUCGGUGCUGAUCAGAGGGGCACCGGCCACCAGAUGGACCCAUCGCACCAGCUCAGUCCCCACACAGCCACAGCAGCUCUCGUCCACUCACCGCUUCUGUUCAGACCCUUCAAAUAGAUUCUCCCCCUCUCAGGGGGCUGCAGUUCCCAGGGAUCACACCCUGUGUCCAAGACGGAUUCACCCCAAGAGGAAAAGUCAGGGAAGAUGGGGUUCUUUAAGAGGGGGAGAAUUACAGAAUCCCAGAAUUGUAGGGGUGGGAAGGGACCUCUGGAGAUCAUCCAGUCCAACCCCCUGCCAAAGCAGGGUCACCCAGAGCAGGUUGGACAGGAACGCGUCCAGGUGGGUUUGAAUAUCUCCAGAGCAGGAGACUCCACAGCCUCUGUGGAGAAAGGUCCAAUGAUUGCACACCAUGGAACAAGGACGAGUAAAGGAAAAUGUCAUAAUGUGAAGCUCUGGGUACCUUUUAGCCCGGUUAGAUGCUGGAGGGUGACCAGGGUGCAGGGACAAAGCCCUCCAACAGCUUCUGUUCAAGUUUGUCUGGCACGAUGAGCCUGGAGGGCUGGGUCCCUCCAGUCAGCUCCAUCACAAGCUGUUGGCACCAGUACGCAAGGCGGUGACCGGCACCUCUCCCAGUUAGGCUUUUCGCAACAAUUGCUCAGCUUUCAACAAGCAAGGAGGAAUUCUGAUCUGCUCAGCCUUCCUGCAAGACAGCUUGGAGCAGUUUGUCACUAACUUGUGCCAAGCAGCACUGCGCUGGGUUGCCAGUAUUUAAAGCCCGGCUCUCCCGGAGCAGGACAGUCACCCUUCAAGCACAGACAAGCACAAAUCAGUGCCAGGGGACCCACCUGCAGGGCUGAAACACCUCAGUGCCGUAACCAC
This is a messenger RNA of Chroicocephalus ridibundus (black-headed gull), 3157 nucleotides long. RefSeq names its product alpha-1,6-mannosyl-glycoprotein 4-beta-N-acetylglucosaminyltransferase-like. Gene Ontology annotation, molecular function: acetylglucosaminyltransferase activity. The transcript is spliced from 5 exons. Gene Ontology annotation, biological process: protein N-linked glycosylation. NCBI's taxonomy places the organism in Eukaryota, Metazoa, Chordata, Aves, Charadriiformes, Laridae. The coding region runs from base 321 to 1721 and encodes 466 amino acids. The record is from RefSeq and is a predicted model, not a curated record.